Ceratotherium simum simum (southern white rhinoceros) is the source of this 2709-nucleotide messenger RNA. It is a transcript of the gene TGFB2, whose product is annotated as transforming growth factor beta 2. The record is from RefSeq and is a predicted model, not a curated record. Gene Ontology annotation, cellular component: extracellular region. Gene Ontology annotation, molecular function: cytokine activity; transforming growth factor beta receptor binding; growth factor activity. Gene Ontology annotation, biological process: regulation of cell population proliferation; transforming growth factor beta receptor signaling pathway. NCBI's taxonomy places the organism in Eukaryota, Metazoa, Chordata, Mammalia, Perissodactyla, Rhinocerotidae.
UCACACACGUGUGCGCUCCUCCGCUCCGGAGCUGCUGCUGCUCCUGCUCUCAGCGCCGCAGUGGAAGGCAGGGCCGGACCGCUCCUUCUCUAAAUAUAUAAAUUACAGCCCGGGCCAGCCUCGGCGGCCCCCCUUCCAGCGCUCCCGGCGCCCCUCCCGUCAGUUCGCCGGCUGCCAGCCCCGGGACCUUUUCAUCUCUUCCCUUUUGGCCGGAGGAGCCGAGUUCAGAUCCGCCACUCCGCACCCGAAACUGACACACUGAACUCCGUUUCCUCCUCUUAAAUUUAUUUCUGCCUACUAGCCACUCGUCUCUUUUUUUCCCCCCAUCUCGUCGCUCCAAGAAAACUUUUUCUUACUCCCCAAAGUUAAGGUUCCCCCUGCCCAUCGUGUGUUAAUAUUUCCACUUUUGGAACGACUUGCAUUUUCUUUUUAAAGGAAUUCAAGCAAGAUACCUUUUUCUAUUGGACAUUGACUCUCAAGACUGUUUGCAAAAGUUUCGCAUUAAAAAAAAAAUCUACCUGAUCUGUACUUUGUUAUUGGUUUCCUUUUUUUCUUACUUUUUUACCUUUUUUGUUUUUAUUUUUAUUUUUUUUUUAACUUUUUCCACCUUUAAAAAAAUGCACUACUGUGUGCUGAGCGCUUUUCUGCUCCUGCAUCUGGUCACGGUGGCGCUCAGCCUGUCUACCUGCAGCACGCUCGAUAUGGACCAGUUCACGCGCAAGAGGAUCGAGGCCAUCCGCGGGCAGAUCCUGAGCAAGCUGAAGCUCACCAGCCCCCCAGAAGACUAUCCUGAACCCGAGGAAGUCCCCCCGGAGGUGAUUUCCAUCUACAACAGCACCAGGGACUUGCUCCAGGAGAAGGCGAGCCGGAGGGCGGCCGCCUGCGAGCGCGAGAGGAGCGACGAGGAGUACUAUGCCAAGGAGGUUUACAAAAUAGACAUGCCGCCCUUCUUCCCCUCCGAAACUGUCUGCCCAGUUGUUACAACACCUUCUGGCUCAGUGGGCAGCUUGUGUUCCAGACAGUCCCAGGUGCUUUGUGGGUACCUUGAUGCCAUCCCGCCCACUUUCUACAGACCCUACUUCAGAAUUGUCCGAUUUGAUGUCUCAGCGAUGGAGAAGAAUGCUUCCAAUUUGGUGAAAGCAGAGUUCAGAGUCUUUCGUUUACAGAACCCAAAAGCCAGAGUGCCUGAACAACGGAUUGAAUUAUACCAGAUUCUCAAAUCCAAAGAUUUAACAUCUCCAACCCAGCGCUACAUCGACAGCAAAGUUGUGAAAACAAGAGCAGAAGGCGAAUGGCUAUCCUUUGACGUAACUGAUGCUGUUCAUGAAUGGCUCCAUCAUAAAGACAGGAACCUGGGAUUUAAAAUAAGUUUACACUGUCCAUGCUGCACCUUUGUACCAUCUAAUAAUUACAUCAUCCCCAAUAAAAGUGAAGAACUAGAAGCAAGAUUCGCAGGUAUUGAUGGCACCUCCACAUAUACCAGUGGUGAUCAGAAAACUAUAAAGUCCACUAGGAAAAAAAACAGUGGGAAGACCCCACAUCUCCUGCUAAUGUUGUUGCCCUCCUACAGACUUGAGUCACAACAGUCCAACCGGCGGAAGAAGCGAGCUCUGGAUGCAGCCUAUUGCUUUAGAAAUGUGCAGGAUAAUUGCUGCCUACGUCCACUUUACAUUGAUUUCAAGAGGGAUCUUGGGUGGAAAUGGAUACAUGAACCUAAAGGGUACAAUGCUAAUUUCUGUGCUGGAGCAUGCCCGUAUUUAUGGAGUUCUGACACUCAGCACAGCAGGGUUCUCAGCUUAUAUAAUACCAUAAAUCCAGAGGCAUCUGCUUCUCCUUGCUGUGUGUCCCAGGACUUAGAACCGCUAACCAUUCUCUACUAUAUCGGCAAAACACCCAAGAUCGAACAGCUUUCUAAUAUGAUUGUCAAGUCUUGCAAAUGCAGCUAAGAUCCUUGGAAAAGUGGCCAGAGGAUAAUCCCGCGGUGAUGAUGAUGAUGAUGACAACGACAAUGCCUGUAACAAGAAAACAUGAGAGAGCCUUGCUUCAUCAGUGUUAAAAAAAAUUUUGAAAAGCGGUACUAGUUCAAACACUUUGGAAGUUUGUGUUCUGUUCGUUAAAACUGGCAUCUGAAACAAGAAAAGUUGAAGGCUUUAUUCUACAUUUCACCUACUCUGUAAGUGAGAGAGACAAGAAGUAAAACCUUUUUUUUUUUAAGAAAAAAAAUAAACACUGGAAGAAUUUGUUGGUGUUAAUUAUGUGAAAGAAAAAAAAAAAAAACAGGAAAAUCCCGUUAAGUGGAGUUGCUGUACAUACUGUUCCUAUCCCGUGCCUCACCUGAUUUUUCUGUAUUGCUAUGCAAUAGCUGCCCUCUUCAUUCUUACUCCUAGAGUUAACAGUGAGUUAUUUAUUGUGUGUUACUAUAUAAUGAACAUUUCAUUGCCCUUGGAAAAUAAAACAGGUGUAUAAAGUGGAGACCAAAUACUUUGCCAGAAACUCAUGGAUGGGUUUAAGGAACUUGAACUCAAACGAGCCAGAAAAAAAGAGGUCAUAGUCAUAGGAUGAAAAUCCCAGCGAGUUACUAUAUGACCAAGCAAGUCUGCAUUGAGAUAAAGACCCUAAAAAGACCCGCUAUGUACCAGCUGACUAAGGAAGCUUCUUGUAAGGUUCAAAACUGAAAAGCCUGUUAAUAAAGAACACUUUCAGUCAGAA